Lipotes vexillifer (Yangtze River dolphin) is the source of this 433-nucleotide messenger RNA. Its product is annotated as butyrophilin subfamily 3 member A2-like. NCBI's taxonomy places the organism in Eukaryota, Metazoa, Chordata, Mammalia, Artiodactyla, Lipotidae. The transcript is spliced from 2 exons. Gene Ontology annotation, molecular function: signaling receptor binding. Gene Ontology annotation, biological process: regulation of cytokine production; T cell receptor signaling pathway. The annotation marks the transcript as partial. The record is from RefSeq and is a predicted model, not a curated record. Gene Ontology annotation, cellular component: external side of plasma membrane.
AUGAAAAUGGCACCGUCCCUAGACUUCCCUCUGCCCCACUUCCUUGUCUGCAUCAUCUUGGUCCAGCUGCUCACCUCUUGCUCAGCUCAGUUUGCUGUGAUUGGACCCCCUGGGCCCAUCCUGGCCAUGGUGGGUGAAGACGCUGAGCUGCCCUGUCACCUGUCGCCGAAGAUGAGCGCAGAGAACAUGGAACUGAAGUGGGUGAGAUCCAGCCUCAGGCAGGUAGUUUUCAUGUAUGCACAUGGCAAGGAAGUAGAAGACAGACAGACAGCAGAGUAUCGAGGGAGAACUGAGUUUUUAAGAGAUGGCAUCACUGCAGGGAAGGCUGCUCUCCGAAUUCACAGCGUCAGAGCCUCUGACACUGGAAACUACCUGUGUUAUUUCCAAGAUGGCAACUUCUACGAAAAAGCCUUGGUAGAGCUGAAAGUUGCAG